This is a messenger RNA of Brassica napus (rape), 2013 nucleotides long. RefSeq names its product zeaxanthin epoxidase, chloroplastic. Gene Ontology annotation, cellular component: membrane; chloroplast. Lineage: Eukaryota; Viridiplantae; Streptophyta; Magnoliopsida; Brassicales; Brassicaceae. Gene Ontology annotation, molecular function: FAD binding; protein binding; zeaxanthin epoxidase activity. The record is from RefSeq and is marked provisional. Gene Ontology annotation, biological process: abscisic acid biosynthetic process.
AUGGGUUCUUCAACUCCCUUCUGCUACUCAAUCAACCCAUCUCCAUCAAAGCUCGAUUUCACCAGGACCCACGCGUUCAGCCCUGUCGCCAAACAGUUCUAUCUCGACUUACCGUCGUUCGCCGGCAAAUCGGGAGGGGGAUUAUCGGGGUUAAGAAAGCGUCGAACUUUAAUCGGAGUAAAGGCCGCGGCGGCGACUUUGGUGGCGGAAGAGGAGAAGCGUGAGACAGUAACCGAGAGUAAGAAGAAACCGAGGGUUCUCGUGGCCGGAGGCGGAAUCGGAGGUCUGGUGUUCGCUCUCGCGGCGAAGAAGAAAGGGUUCGAUGUGUUGGUGUUCGAGAAAGACUUAAGCGCCAUAAGAGGAGAAGGACAGUACAGAGGUCCGAUUCAGAUUCAGAGCAACGCCUUGGCUGCUCUGGAAGCUAUCGAUAUCGGUGUUGCUGAAGAAGUCAUGGAAGCUGGAUGUAUCACCGGUGAUCGGAUUAACGGCCUCGUCGACGGUGUCUCUGGCACUUGGUAUGUCAAGUUUGAUACUUUCACUCCUGCGGCGUCACGUGGACUCCCUGUGACUCGGGUGAUUAGCAGAAUGACUCUGCAGCAGAUCUUGGCACGUGCGGUUGGUGAAGAAAUUAUUAGAAACGAGAGUAAUGUUGUUGAUUUUGAAGACUCCGGAGAUAAGGUAACGGUGGUGCUUGAGAAUGGACAACGUUAUGACGGUGAUCUACUUGUUGGUGCAGAUGGCAUAUGGUCUAAAGUGAGAAACAACCUGUUUGGUCGGAGUGAAGCUACUUAUUCAGGCUACACUUGUUACACUGGUAUUGCAGAUUUUGUACCAGCUGAUAUCGAGUCUGUUGGCUACCGAGUUUUCUUGGGACACAAGCAAUACUUCGUUUCUUCUGAUGUUGGUGGUGGAAAGAUGCAAUGGUAUGCGUUCCAUGAGGAAGCAGCUGGUGGGGUUGAUGCUCCCAAUGGUAUGAAGAAAAGACUGUUUGAUAUAUUUGAAGGUUGGUGCGACAAUGUGCUGGAUUUAUUGCAAGCCACUGAGGAGGAAGCGAUUCUGAGAAGAGAUAUAUAUGAUAGAAGUCCUAGUUUCACUUGGGGUAAAGGGCGUGUGACGCUGCUCGGUGAUUCUAUUCAUGCAAUGCAGCCAAAUAUGGGUCAAGGUGGAUGCAUGGCCAUUGAGGAUAGUUUUCAACUAGGAUUGGAGCUUGAACAAGCAUGGAAACAGAGUGUUGAAACUAAUACACCUGUUGAUGUUGUUUCCUCUUUGAGAAGAUACGAGGAAUCUAGAAGACUCAGAGUGGCUAUUAUCCAUGGAAUGGCGAGAAUGGCUGCAAUAAUGGCUUCCACUUACAAAGCAUACUUGGGUGUUGGGCUUGGUCCUCUCUCUUUCUUGACCAAGUUUAGAGUACCGCAUCCCGGAAGAGUAGGUGGGAGAUUCUUCAUUGACAUUGCUAUGCCUUUGAUGCUUAACUGGGUCCUUGGUGGUAACAGUGAGAAACUCGAAGGAAGGCCACCUAGUUGCAGACUCACUGACAAAGCUGAUGACCGCCUUCGUGAGUGGUUUGAAGACGACGAAGCUCUUGAACGUACUAUUAACGGAGAGUGGUAUCUCAUUCCACAUGGCAACGAGUGUAGCGUUUCUGAAACAUUACGUCUAACCAAAGAUGAGGAUCAGCCUUGCAUUGUCGGAAGUGAACCAGACCAAGAUUUUCCUGGAAUGCACAUUGUGAUCCCUUCCCCUCAGGUAUCGAAGAUGCAUGCGCGUGUGAUUUACAAAGAUGGAGCUUUCUUCGUGAUGGAUCUUCGAAGCGAACACGGGACCUAUCUCACCGAUAACGAAGGAGGAAAAUACAGAGUGACACCAAACUUCCCGGCCCGGUUUAGACCGUCUGAUAUCAUCGAGUUUGGUUCGGACAAGAAGGCGGCGUUUAGGGUCAAGGUGAUCAGGACAACUCCCAAAUUGACGAGAAGGGAUGAGAAGAGUGACGGUAAAUUGCUUCAGGCUGCUUGA